Molecule: messenger RNA, 1234 nt
Organism: Phragmites australis (common reed)
Lineage: Eukaryota; Viridiplantae; Streptophyta; Magnoliopsida; Poales; Poaceae
Product: carboxylesterase 15-like
Exons: 1
Coding region: 83-1114 (343 amino acids)
Molecular function (GO): hydrolase activity
Source: RefSeq, a predicted model, not a curated record
CAGCUUAGUGCAUAGGCAGCUGCACCCAGUUGCUUAACGUGACAGCCUUUCGCGGCAUCACUCCGACGGUCCGACUCCAACCAUGUCGUCGUCCUCACCGGCGGCGUCGGACGUUCCAGGCUCGGCGCCGGCGCCGCAAGUCGUCGAGGACUGCCUCGGCAUCGUGCAGCUGCUCAGCGACGGCACGGUGAGGCGCUCCGCGGACUACUCCGCGCUCCCUCGCAAGGGCGGCGUGCCGUCGGGCCUGCCCGUCCAGUGGAAGGACGUCGUGUACGAUGCCACGCACGCCCUCCGGCUCCGCAUGUACAGGCCCACCGGCGGUCAAGACGGCGCCACCAUCGGCGGCGGCAAGAAGCUGCCGGUGCUCGUGUACUUCCACGGUGGCGGCUUCUGCAUCGCCAGCUUCGAACUGCCCAACUUCCACGCCGGCGCGCUCCGGCUCACGGCCGAGCUCCCGGCACUCGUGCUCUCCACCGACUACCGCCUCGCGCCCGAGCACCGCCUUCCCGCGGCGCACGACGACGCGGAGGCCGUCUUCUCGUGGCUGCGCGCCCAGGCCGCGUCAGCGGCGGCCGACCCGUGGCUUGCCGAGUCGGCCGACUUCGACCGUGUGUUCGUCUGCGGCGACUCGGCCGGCGGCAACAUUUCGCACCACAUCGCCGUGCGGCACGGCUCGGGCCAGCUCGCGCUCGACCCCCUCCGGCUUGCUGGGUGCGUGAUGCUGUGGCCGUACUUCGGCGGCGAGGAGCGGAUGCCAUCCGAGGCGGCGUGCCCCGCCAACUACGUCAUGGGCACGGCGCUGUUCGACCAGAUGUGGCGCCUGGCGCUGCCGGCCGGCGCGACCAGGGACCACCCGGCCGCGAACCCGUUCGGGCCGGGGAGCGUCCCGCUGGACACGGUCAACGCCUUCCCGCCGGUGCUCAUCGUGGACCCCGAACACGAUGCGCUUCACGACCGCGUGGCGGACUACGUCGCGAGGCUGAAGGCCGCGGGGAAGCCGCUCGAGCUCGUCGUGUUCGCAGGGCAGGGACAUGGGUUCUUCGUCAUGGAUCCGUGCGGUGAGGCUUCGGACGAGUUGAUACGGGUCAUUAGGCGGUUUGUGCACGGUGGUUAAUUUGUCUGGCUUAGACUACCUAAAUCAUGGAGUGAAUCAGAAAUAGGCUGUGCCUUGUAAAUUAUGGAUUUCUGAAGAAUUUCCAAUAAAUCAAACAAGAGCAGUGAUAUGUUUGAUCUA